UUUAAAUAAAAAAGAAAAAAAAUAUCGUUGCGAUUUCAAGUAUUUCGUACAGAAAACAAUUGCAGAUCUCAGCCGGCACGGACCGAUAUUCGAUAUUUGUGGAGCAAAAUUGGUGUGAAAUAUGGAUUUUUUCUGCUUUGCUUGCUUGGGACCUGCUUUGUUUAAAGAAAAAGCUCUUUAAGAUUUGGGCUUGAAAGCUUCUUUGUUCAAUUCUGUGGAGCCGUAUUAUCCACCACAGCGCACAUCCAUCCAUCGCGUAUUGGUUUCUGUGUGCACGUCCAUCUGUAAGAAAUUGUCGGAAUAAGAAAGCAGCGAAACUCGUCAAAUUUGCUCAUAAAGGCCGCGAACCUUUCAGUAACUUGGAGCAGCUGUAAAAUGUGUGGCCGCGUUUCGUCGUAUACCAUCGCAAUUUUUGUGUUAAUAUGCCUUUUCGGUUUAUUAAAUGCUGCCUCAAUUAGUAAGAGAUCGAAUGAUUUAACGGUUGGCAAAAAUGGUAGAAAUUUUGUCCCAUCCCGUGCAGUAAGACAAGCAGCGCAAGAUCCUGAGGAUCCAGAAGAUGCAGAUUCAGAUGAAGACGAUGAGGAGUAUGAUGCUGAGCAGGCACAACAAAACAUUGUACAGCAACAACAACAGCAAGAGCAAUCAUUGGAAGACAGCGAAGAAGAAGAUGAUGAUGACGAUGACUUGUUUAGAAGAAGACGUAGGGAUAUAGUCGAUGAUGAAACGGAAACUAAAGCCGAUAGUGUGUUAGAAAGUUCAGCCACUUUAGAGGAAAAUACGAUUAAAGAGGAAUCAGCAUUAGUGGAUAUUUCGACUUCGACAACACCUGCGCCACCUUCUCGUAAAUCAUCUGUUUUAAUACUUAUCCGUGAUGCUUUGAAAAAAGUCACAACGGAGCUUCCAACUGAACAAGUUGCCUCCAAUGCACUACAUUAUUUCCAACUCUUCGAACAUUUCCUGCAACAAACAAUUGAACAAGUAAUUGGCGACGAUGAUGAUGAUGAAGAAUCCAGUACAGUGAAAAAUGAAGUUGAAGAAACAGCAGAAGACGCAAUUAAAGCUCCGGAAUCUCAAUCCACUGUAAAACCAGUUAUCGAUGAACAACCACAUACUGUAGCAGUAAAUGAAGAGAAGCCGUCAUCCUCACCACCGACCAAGGAAACAGAUCCAAAGCCUGUUGAAACUCCAUCCGCUGGGGUGGUAACGGAAAAAGCAGUAUAAAUUUAUUUUUUAAAUGUUUUUUGUUAAAAUUUUUCUUUAC
This is a messenger RNA of Teleopsis dalmanni, 1261 nucleotides long. RefSeq lists its product as uncharacterized. Bases 376 to 1221 code for a protein of 281 amino acids. The transcript has 3 exons. The record is from RefSeq and is a predicted model, not a curated record. Lineage: Eukaryota; Metazoa; Arthropoda; Insecta; Diptera; Diopsidae.